AUGAAUGAGAUGGUUGAGAAAAAGACUAGGUGGUGGCAUGUUAGAGAUGGAAAAAGGAAAAGGACACCUAAGUCAUCCCCUGCGGUUGUUAUUCCUAAAGAAGGAGAAAAGGGGUCUUCUGGAGAGCCGCAGAAAAAGCUAGUGGAUGAAACAGUUCUAGAGCCAUCUGUGGUGAUUGAACAAGGUGCUGAUUUGUUAAAGAAAUCUUUGGAAAGCUUUCUGAAAAAGAAUGAAGAAGUUGCAGCUCAACAAGCUCAAGAAACAAGUGUUCAUUCUGAAAAGGUUACAAAGGCUCAACCAGAAAAAGAAGCUUUAAGGAGUUCAAGUGAUGAAGACUCUGAAGCUACUCAAUCUGAAUCUGAAUUAAUUCCUGAAACUGUUGAUGAAGAAGAUUCUCCUUACGAUCUAGAAAAGUCAAAGAGACAGAGAAAGAAAAGAAAGUCAGCUCCAGUGGGUGUAAUUCCCAGAAACGUCAGAUCAAAGAAAUCAGGAGCUGAGUCACAGAAAGAUAAGGAAGGAAAGGCAGCUCAACAUGUUCAGAAAGAAAAAUCACCAAGUGUUGAUGUUCCAAAAGAACCAGAGGUGAAAACAAAAGAAGUUCCAGUUGUGGAAACAGAAAAGAAGACAGAUGAUGAUGAUUAUGUAGAGAUCACCGGAUUCAGAGCUGCUAGUCCAAAACCUGCUCAACAAGAGAUUCCUCAGUCAUCACGGCAGAAAGUAGAAGACUUUAAUUUUGAUUUUGAUAAUAUUGGGUCGGCUACUGGUAUUUUCUCUGAAGAUAUGCCUGAAGGUGAAAGUGACAUGUUUAAUGAUCAAGCAGUUAAAGAUUUAACAAAAAGAGUUAAAGAACUGGAAAAAGAGAAAGCAAUAGCUGAGGAAGAACGUAAUAUGCUGAGAAGGGAAAUUGAUGAAUUGAUGGAAGCUCAUAAUAAAAUAGUUGCAGCGUUGGUUGAGAAGGAGAAAAGAAUGAAUCAGAUGAAGGAUGAGGCCGAGGGUAAUUCUAAAGUAAUUGAGUUAUUAACACAAGAGAUAUCUUCUUUGAAUGCCAAGUCAAAGGAUCUGGAGAAUGUCAAUCAAACGUUAAAUUAG
This is a messenger RNA of Helianthus annuus (common sunflower), 1089 nucleotides long. Its product is annotated as tropomyosin-like. NCBI's taxonomy places the organism in Eukaryota, Viridiplantae, Streptophyta, Magnoliopsida, Asterales, Asteraceae. The record is from RefSeq and is a predicted model, not a curated record. The coding region runs from base 1 to 1089 and encodes 362 amino acids. The transcript has 3 exons.